AUGUCCUUGGCAGAGCAGCUCCUCGGCGUACCUCGCUCUGGUUGCGCUGUCCUCCUCUGGCCUCUGGCCCCUCUAUUUCUGCUUACACACACAUCCCCCCAGUCGGACUUCAACACCAAUGACUUGGACUUUGACUCAGACUUCAGCCUUAUGUCUCAGAAAGGCUCAAGAUUCAAAGUGGAAGAGACACCAGGCUCCUGUAAAGAGGAGAUAAAAUUCCAGAACAGACCAGCCACAAAGCCAAUGUCCCCAUCUGACUUCCUUGACAAGCUGAUGGGAAGAACCUCUGGUUAUGAUGCAUGCAUUAGACCCAACUUUAAAGGUCCACCAGUAAAUGUCACCUGCAACAUUUUCAUCAACAGUUUUGGAUCCAUUAUAGAAACAACAAUGAACUACAGGCUUAAUGUGUUUCUGCGUCAAGAGUGGAAUGACCCUCGACUGGCCUACUGUGAGUAUCCAGACACAUCUCUGGAUCUGGACCCCUCUAUGCUGGACUCUAUAUGGAAACCUGAUCUCUUCUUUGCCAACGAGAAGGGUACAAAUUUCCACAAAGUCACUACCGAUAACAAGCUACUACGGAUCUUCCAGAAUGGAAAUGUACUGUAUAGCAUCAGGCUAUCACUUAUAUUGUCCUGCCCAACGGACUUGAAGAAUUUUCCAGUGGACACUCAGACCUGUAUGAUGCAGUUAGAAAGCUUUGGCUACACCAUGAAUGAAAUGGUUUUCGAGUGGCUUUCUGAGGGUCUUGUUCAGGUGGCAGAUGACUUGAUGCUCCCACAGUUUGUGCUGAAGGAGGAGAAGGAUCUUGGAUACUGUACUAAAUACUACAAUACAGGUAAAUUCACCUGCAUAGAAGCAAGAUUUCACUUAAAGAGACAGAUGGGCUACUACCUCAUCCAAAUGUACAUUCCUAGUCUGCUGAUCGUCAUACUGUCCUGGAUUUCAUUCUGGAUUAACAUGGAUGCUGCUCCAGCCAGAGUGGGGCUUGGAAUUACCACUGUGCUCACUAUGACCACCCAAAGCUCAGGCUCAAGGGCCUCUCUACCAAAGGUUUCCUAUGUAAAAGCCAUUGACAUCUGGAUGGCCAUCUGCUUGCUGUUUGUGUUUGCUGCACUGCUGGAGUAUGCAGCAGUCAGUUUUGUUUCACGGCAGCACAAGGAGUUCAUCAGACUGAGUAAGAGGCAGCGGAGACAGAGAAUUGAAAAGGAGAUGGUCCAGGAGAGCUGUGGCCUUUAUUUUCAUGGUUAUGGGUUUGGCCACUGUCUGCAGACAAAUGACAGGAAAGCAGUAGAAGGACACACCAUGUUUGCCGCUCCCCUUCCAGUAGAGGUUCUGUAUGACGGUGAGGCACUCCAGAAGCACUUUGUGAACCGAGCCAAGCGUAUCGACACCAUAUCCAGAGCAGUGUUCCCCCUCAGUUUCCUUAUAUUCAAUAUAUUUUACUGGAUCACCUACAAAGUACUACAACAUGAAGACAUUCAUGCUGAUUUGAAACAAUAUCUUCUCACCAAUGGGAGUGGCACUCGCCAGUGGUACCCGCCACACAGAAACGGCGUGUGCCUCUCAAAACAGGCACAUACCAACAGCUCCUGUGAGUAA
Molecule: messenger RNA, 1599 nt
Organism: Colossoma macropomum (tambaqui)
Lineage: Eukaryota; Metazoa; Chordata; Actinopteri; Characiformes; Serrasalmidae
Gene: glra4a
Product: glycine receptor, alpha 4a
Exons: 11
Coding region: 1-1599 (532 amino acids)
Biological process (GO): signal transduction; chloride transmembrane transport; nervous system process
Cellular component (GO): synapse; plasma membrane; neuron projection
Molecular function (GO): chloride channel activity; glycine binding; transmembrane signaling receptor activity
Source: RefSeq, a predicted model, not a curated record